UGCUAGACAGGUUGGAGCAGCAGCAUUGCGAGAAGUGCGUUGGUAGACGAGAGUGCGGCCUACGUUUGUCGUUUUGAGUUAGGAUUCUCAAAAUAGGCACGCGCACUACCCUUCAUACUAUGGUAGAUGUCGUAAAGGAUACGACCCACACCGCGGGAAACGGACAUAACAUAGCGGGAGUCGACGACCAGCGAGUGAGGUGGAGAUGGACUCCAGGAAAGGUGUAUCACUGGGUGCUGGCGUUCGGUGCCAUUGCGUACGCCUUGUGGCGGUUCGCCACCAACGAAGAAAAUGACUUUAUACUCCACCAUAUGCGGACUUCCUUCGAUGACAGCCCAUUUGGCCUGAAGCAAAAGCAGGACAAUCAAAACUGGGAAUGGCGGACAACGACGUACGUCAUGGCCACCGGGUGGAAGUGGUACCUGCUGCAUCCUGUGCUUGCCCGGAUAACAGCCCACGUGGCACCUUCGCUGGUGCCAGUCUUCUACGCUGUCUACUCCUCGCUGUUCGCGACCUUCACCUUCGGCUGGGAGGUGGCGCUGCUGUUCCUCGUGCAACACACCGCCUUCUACCUCACGGCUUCGCUGGGCAGCACAGCACUGUGCUACGUGGCCGCCCUCGUGAUUCACUGCCAAAAGUUCUUUAUACCGUUUGAAGCAUUCCAGUACAUGUAUCCCAGGUAUGGCGUGAUGGUCUACAGGGCAGCAUACGUCACCUUCCACUGGAACAUAUUGCGUGGCCUCAGUUUCGCCGUUGAUAUCGUUCAAGCCGAGCACCGCAAGGACACCGGGGACAAACGACUUAGGUGGCCGCCAUACUGGAAGACGCUCGGUUACAUGCUUUACCAGCCCAUGCUCUACCUAGGUCCUCCACAGAAGUACGACGACUUCAUUACCCAGGCGGAAGGACCGAAACCAAGUUGCACCCUGCGGGAGGUUGCUGUCGUCACCGCGAAGUUGCUACGCAACGGCGCCCACUAUUUACUCAUGGAGCUUAUGGCCCACUUCUUUUACAGUUCAGCAAUGUCCAACUGGGCCUGGAUGGCAAACAGACUGGACUACGCCAGCCUGGCGGGCUAUGCCCUAGCUUUGGAAUUUCAUUACUACGUGAGCUACCUGUUUCAAUACGGCCUCCCCGGCUCUCUGGCCAGCGUGGAAGGCAUCGCGGUACCGGCUACAGCCCCCUGCAUAGCCAGGUUGCACCGGACCUCACGCUUUUGGAGGUACUUCGACCGUGGCAUGCACCUGUGGAUCCGAAGGUACAUCUACGAGCCCAUCAUGAGUGAAACUCGCACCGCCUUCCGCCUGAUUUUAGGCACUGCGAUGGCCUUCACUUUCACCUGCACAUGGCACAGCCUGUACAAGCACCAGGCCAUGUGGUGCGCGCUCAGUGUGCUGGGCAUCGCCCUCGAAGUGGUCACCAUCGAGGCGACGAAGUGGACACCCGUCAAGUAUUUCAAGGAACGCUACCUGGCGACGCCUGAGAGGAUGCGAAUGGCCAAGGCCCUGCUGGGAUCUCCACACUUCUUGCUCACCAUAUGUGCGUGCCUCUUUCACUUGGCAAGCCUGGACACCUGUGUGAGCAUUUGCAGCAGGAUACUAACCGGUUUUCCUUUCCCGAUGGUCCCCAUUUUGGUGGUUAUGUACAGCCUCUGCCAAGUUUCCAUGGACGUUGCCGAGUGGGAAGAGGCGCCUGCCUUGGCUAAGCGGAAACAAGCUUAAUCUUCAUCUACUUAACUGCACUAUGCCCCAAAGUUACCUGAGUCAGCCAUAAUUACUUUGUUUUAGAUCCGAAGCAGCUCUUUGACCAGCCUGUGUAACAAUGUCCCUCCGUGUGUCUGUGCGAAAGCACAGCAACGCGCUCCCCUUACCGCAGGUGUUGGAGUGGUGCAAGGUAGCUCACGCCGCAGCUGCGAUUUGACGUUACGAUCGACUUACAGUGCGCGCUGACGUCUUUCUCCCGCAACACCUUCCGCAACCACCACUCACAACACCACCGACUUGUCAGUUCAUGUGCAAUAAACCUAACGCGCACCUAACGUA
Molecule: messenger RNA, 2042 nt
Organism: Rhipicephalus microplus (southern cattle tick)
Lineage: Eukaryota; Metazoa; Arthropoda; Arachnida; Ixodida; Ixodidae
Product: protein-cysteine N-palmitoyltransferase HHAT
Biological process (GO): protein palmitoylation
Cellular component (GO): endoplasmic reticulum
Molecular function (GO): palmitoyltransferase activity
Source: RefSeq, a predicted model, not a curated record